AUGGGCAGCAGCAGCAACACCAGCGCCAUAGAAAAACUAAAGAAGAACGAACGCCAUCAGCAGAGAGCAGACAAAGGCCAAAGAAGUUACUUACUACUUAUCAUCACCACAGAUAGACCAGAGAAUAUGCAAUCACCAGAGGUAGACCAGAGAACGAGCAUACAUCACAGAGAGCAGACCAGAAAAGACCAGACUAGCAUUAGCAGCAAUACCAGCAGCAAUACCAUCAGCAAGACCAUCAGCAAACACCGUCAGCAACACCGUCAGCAAACACCGUCAGCAACACCGUCAGCAAGACCAUCAGCAAUACCAUAA
Molecule: messenger RNA, 315 nt
Organism: Mucor velutinosus
Lineage: Eukaryota; Fungi; Mucoromycota; Mucoromycetes; Mucorales; Mucoraceae
Gene: VMA1
Product: H(+)-transporting V1 sector ATPase subunit A
Exons: 1
Coding region: 1-315 (104 amino acids)
Source: RefSeq, a predicted model, not a curated record